GACGCAUGAGACUGACUCUGGGCGAGGAAGUGCUUUUAAGAGACAAAAGAAAUCAUCCAAAACAAUCCCGUGGACGGCUUUUUAAAACAGGAACUUAUUAUAUGACAGCUAUCCCGAGGAAGACUAUUCAUCCAGAGAUUUACAGGCGUUAAUUUUCCACUACUGGGAUUCUACCUUUAUCAUACUUUUUGUGUAAUCUCUGCAUAUUUCCCCUUCGAUUGUUGUCUUUAUCGCAAAACAUGAUGCGCUAGCGCAAUCGGAGGAUGUCUGACUCGUCCAGAGAGCAAACGCUGGCCAAUGGCCCGGCCUCGCAGGGAAGCGGAGAGAGCACCGGUGGCGGAGCGAUGUUGCCCGCCGGGCACUUUGACUUCCCUCAGCCGGGCGAAGGGGACCCGUUAAGGGGAGGGAUAUCCAUGUCGAAUAACCAGUCGAGGUCACCGAUGAACCGGACUUUCUCCAGGUCCUCUAGUGGCUAUUUUUCCGUCGACAGCGAUUCUGUGCCAGGUUCCCCGCUAAUGCCCAAUAUUUCCGAAGCGCAAGACGGCCAAAAUGAUGAGGUAUGGUUUCCAGAACAUAGCCACCAGCACGUGCAGAUGGCACCACCAGUCGCAGCCCUGCCGCCGGAGAUGUUGGUCGCUCGCGAACUGCGGCGCAUUGGAGACGAGUUCUACCGGCUGUACUGUGCCGGUGCAGGCGGGAACCAGCUGCGUGCUCUCAACGAACACGCCAUCGUCCUGUGGAUGAACGACAUUAUCGGACGCCUAGUACAAUUUUUCCUGCGAAGAAGAUGAUUUUCGCAUAGCACCCAGCAGACGCGUAGCAGACAUGUAGCAUCAGACAUCACCCUCUUUCUGGGCUGUAUAUAUAUAUAAAUACAUACGUAUGUACAUAAUAAGGGAAAACAGCAGUGCUGCUCUUCCGCGACCUCUCUCCGGGUUUCGGUGUACAGUUUUUGGACCUGUCGGGAUGUGUGCAGAUCUGGACGGAUUUAUAUAAACAUCGGGAACCCUCGGCCAUCCAUAGACUAAAACUCACAGCAGAGUUUCCUGCGUUCACAUGGAAAGCUGAGCCAUUAGAUGCUGUGUUGACAUGAAUUCAACCUGGUGUUUUUUUUUUUUAUUGCACCGUAUGUGGAGGAAGUGGAAAAACGUGCCUUCAUUGCUUGUUUGCCCUUGACACGUCUCUCUUUUUGUUGACUUUAGCCUGUCUCUUUGUUUCUUUAUUGCUUUUGUAUUUAUUUUUACUGUAUUUAAUUUGUACAUUUUGUGAAUAAUUUGAUGAACGUUAGUGGACGUUAGUCGGUCAAGCGAUGGUUUUGGUUCUGCCUGUUUCUCGUGUCCUAGUUUGCACUUGCGUUUGGUUUGCGUUUAUAUAAAUCAGAUUAGAAAGGAUAACCCUAUAGCAGAAAGUGAAUAAUCGGACUAAAAGCAUAAACAGAGAUUGAUCUAUUUGAGUUACGCAUGAAUUAUCUUCAUUUGAAUCCGGAUAAUUUAAGGCCUUUUCACAUGACUGCUGUCAGCAUUUCGAAAUAUGCUGAACUCUAUGAAGGACCAAGUUACUCAGGUAACCAUUGGUACACUGAUUACAUGAUAUGAUGUUCACUCUGUAGUUCAUACUAAUUUGCUGAAAGGCAGACAUUAGUAUGGAAGCACUAGUAUUUCUAUUAUUUGCAAGAAACGUUGCACUAGAAUUAAACAGAAAAUGAACAAAAAAAAAAAAAAAAGAAAAAAGAUUUAUUCCCAACUUUAGGGGCCGUUCCAGCCAGAUCUCACGAGAAAACGUUACUAUUUUACGUUUCGUCAGUUUAGUGGCUAGUUUGUACGAAUUCAGUCGUACAAGUUCAGUCGUACGGAAAUAUACGAUUUUAAAAAGGAGGCGUGGCAGCAAACUCCACCCCCAAAUCUAACCAUCAUUAGGGGAUAAGCAAAUCGUACGAAAUUGUACGAAUGAGAUCGUAUGAUUAGCCACUAAAACAGUACAGUUAUGAAUUGCCGUGAGAUUGUGUUGGCCGUUCACACUCUACCCUUUUAUCCUAAUUGUUUUUUUACUUUUCUAAAUGUGCUAGAUGACGUUUGAGGUUUGUUAGAAGUUUAGUCUUCUAGAGCAUAUCUUGUGGUCUUAUGGUUUCCGCCCACAAUUUAUCGUUGCUUUGGAUUACAUAGACAAAAUGCAGUCAUUUCAAUAGGAAUCCUCUAAGAUGGGAAAACGUUUCCAAUAUAUUUCACUCUUGUUUAAGUUUAUCAUGUGAAUUUGCUGCUUUUACCAAUGCAAAGCUGUUCGGUUUGAAAACUACGACUGACUCUUUUGACAACGGAUCCUAUUUUUGCACAUAGAUUUUAACUGUUCGUUCAUUCAUUCGGCUUAGUCCCCUACUUAUCAGGGGUCACCACAGUGGAAUCAACCGGCAACUAUUCUGGCAUAUGUUUUAUACAGUGGAUGCCCUUCCAGAUUUUAACUGUUGAUGUCAAAUUCAAAUCUUAAAUGACUUCUUAACCCAUAAUAUUUAGUGCUGGAACAUUUGCGAACCUAUAUUUUAUACACAUUUUUCAGUUAUAGACUUAUUUUACAUUGGAGUUUGAGCGUGCAAAAUUGCGCAAAUCAAAUGGCGCUGCAAAAAUAAAGAGGAAUAAAACAUGAUGAUGCGACUUUCCUAAAACAAAUGAUUGCUCAAUAUUUGACAUUUCUAUACAGAGAGCUCACGUUUUGAUUUUCAAUUGGUCUCAUGCAUUCACAAGAUGCAAACUUGUAGGUCAAAGUUCACCAAGCUCGUACUUUAAAACCCAGUGACAUGUGAAACUUGUCAUACAAUCGCACAUUUCCGGUCUGGCGCUUUUGCUUGUGUAUUAAUGGAAGUCUAUGAGGUGAAAAGUGCAGUGUGAGAGUGUAUUUAUUCAUGAUACAGCAUUCUAAAAACAACAUUUAGGUUAAAAGUUGAAUAAUUAAAAUACAUUUUGAGGCAUUGCAUUUUUUCUAAUGUUUUCUAAUGAAAAAAAAAUAUUCUAUGCAAAAUUCCAUAAACAAAAUCCUUAAUUUCAAUAGGAAUCUAAGCAAAUGGGAGUUUUAAUUCAGUAAAGGCACAGUUUACCCGAAACAUGUUCUUACUUUCAAGUGAUUUCAAACCUUUAUAGGUUAAUUUUCGUUGAAGACAAUUUAAGAUAUUUGGAGAAAUAUUGUAAACCAGCAACCACUGACUUCCAUAGUAAGAAAAAAUACUAUGAAAGUCAACGGCUACCAGUUUCCAACAUUCAUCAAAUUAUUAUCUGUUCUGUUCAACAGAAGAUAGAAACUCAAACAGGUUCCAAACAAGUGAAGGAUGAGUAAAUGAUGACAGAACUGUCCUUUUUGGUCGAACUAUCCCUUUAAGGGCCAAAUAAUUUGAAAUUGUUACACAAAUUAGUUGAUUUUAACUAUUUUAACUUUGUUUUAAAAGGUCUGAGCAACACUUUUAAGAAUUGACCUUAUUUCUGCUCACAAAAUGUAACCAUUGCCUGUUGAGCUUAUUAUGUAUGUGGCCGCUUGUCGAAACUACCCAUCUCAUUCACUUCCAUUGAUUUUUAGCCAUGCAUACAAGCUUGUUAUGCUGGUUGCUGUUGCAAACUGGUAUUUUCAUAGUCUAUUAUUUUAAUUGUAAAGUAGUUUACUUUGCUGCCAUUUGUGGUAUUCCUGGUCAUUUAACAUUAGCAAAUCAAUCAGAAGCCCAGAUACAAUCACAAAACUACCCUGCAUUGCAAAAUAAAGGGAAUAACGUCAUCCAAAUUUCAGAUAAUUUCUCAAACCCAAACAUUUAAAGCAGUACGUUUUUGAUAACCUACAUUUGUGUGUCAUUUGUUUCCGGUUGCAUACUAACAUACACAUUUUAGUUGUUUUUUUUUACUAAGCAAGCUGAGAAACUCACUUGUGCUCGUAGCCGUUCUGAUAGAACACGUUUCAUUUGAAGGUCAAAGAUUUGCAUUUGUGACGAAAGUCAUGUGAAAAGGUCUCAUGAAGCUUUCAGGUACUAGAUGAACAGUAUAUGAACUCGUAUGCGAUACUUUACAGUAGUCAAAAAUUGAAUUGGACAGGAAAAGGUAGUGAGUAUGUGUAACUUAUAUGGACGUAUUGUUUUUUUUAGACAUCAUAAACAUUCCACGUUUGGUAUUCCGGUUUAUUAAAUGUUCUUAUUUGUUUGUUUAUUAGAGUUAAAUGUCCAUAUGUGUUUCAAAAAUAUGCGCUUAUGCCUAGUUUUGUGAAUUUAGACUGUAAACAACGAUUAGUUGAAUUUACUUUUUUUAAAAGAGAGUAAAAUUGUUGCCUUUAAAGCAAUUGGUUGACUUAAGUGAGCAUAACUGUUGCUUUUAAGCAACUUUACUUGACUUUACUUUAAAAAAUGAGCAAACCUGCGCUCAGGUGAUUAGUUGACUUUACUUAAGUGAGUAAACUUGUUGCCAUUGAAACAAUUAGUUGACUUUACUUUUAAUAAGUGAGUAAACCCAUUGCUUUUAAGCGAUUAGUUGACUACUGAAAAAAGAAAAUAAAUCUGUUGCUUUUGGAGCUAUUAGUUGACUUUAGAAAAUGAGUAAAUUGUUGCCUUUAAAAGCAAUUAGUUUACUUUAAAAAUGGUUGCUUUAAACCAAUUAGUUGACUUACACAAAUGAGUAUAACUGCUGCUUUUAAGCGAUUACUUGACUUUAUUUUAAGUGAGAAAACCCAUUGCUUUCAAAGCGAUAAGUUGACUUAAAAAAGUCAAUAAACCAAUAUUAUUAAACCCAUUUAAGCGAUUAGUUGACUUCACUUUUAAAUCAACAGGUUUACUCUUUUUUUUAAAAAAGUAAAGUCAACUAAUCGCAUUAAAAAGGUUAGUAAACUUGUUGCCAUCAAAUCGAACAGUUAACUUUACUGUAUAUAAAAAAUAAAAACAUUUUUAAAAACCCGUUGCUUUUAAUCGUUUAGUUGAAUUUACAAAAAGCGGGUAAACCAUUGCUUUCAAAGUGAUUAGUUGACUUUACUUUAAAAUCAAUAAGUUUACUCUUGUAAAAAAAACAAAAAAAAAAAAUAAAUUUAACUAACUGCUUUAAAGCAAUGGGUUUACUCUUUUUUUAAGCAAUUAGUUGACUUUACUCUUGAAAAGCAAGUAAACUCGAUUUUAAGUGAUUAGCUAACUUUACCUUAAGUGAGUAAACGUGUUGCCUUCAAAGCGAUUAGUUGACUUUACUUUUGAAAAGCAAGUAAAGCCGUUGAUUUUAAGUGAUUAGUUCACUUUACUUUUAAAAAGUGAGUAAACUCAUUGCUUUCAAAGCGAUUAGUUGACUUUAAAAAUGUGAGUAAAUCCAUUGCUUUUAGGUGAUUAGUUGACUUCACUUUAAAAUCAAUGGGUUUACUUUUUUUUCAACUAAAUUCAACUAAUGGCUUUAAAGCAAUGGGUUCACUCUCUCUUUUUUAAAGCGAUCUAAAGUUUUUAGUUGACUUUACUUGAAAAAAGUUAGUAAACUUGUUGCUUUUAAAUCAUUUAGUUGACUUCACUGUAAAAAAUGAGUAAACCCAUUGCUUUUUUGCGAUUAGUUGACUUUACUGAAAGGAAGUCUGGGAACUUAUUGCCUUCAAAACGAUUAGUUGACUUUACUUUAAAAAAGUGAGUAAACCCAUUGAAUUUAAGCGAUCAGUUGCCUUUAAAAAUGUAAGUAAAUCCACUGCUUUUAAGCAAUUAAUUGACUUUGCUUUAAAAUCAAUGGGUUUACUCUUUAAAAAUAUAAAUAAAUAAGUACAAGCGGGAACAAGUACACUCACUUUUUUUAAAAGCGAUUAAUUGACUUAAACGUGUUGCUUUUAAUGCGAUUAGUUGACUUUACUUUGAAAUCAACGAGUUUAUUCACUUUUUUAAAGUAAAUUCAACUUAUCACUUAAAAGCAAUGGGUUCACUGACUUUUUUAAAGCGAUUGGUUGACUUUACUGUAAAAAGUGAGUAAAUACAUUUUUUGUAAUUGCUUUUAAGUAAUUAGUUGAUCUUAGUGAGUAAAACCAAUGCCUUAAAAGUACAAUUAAAUGAACUGUGUGCGUAAUUAUAAAAAUUGAGCCUACUUAAGUAGUAAGAAGUCAACUAAUGGCUUUUUACAGUGUAGUUUAGGUCAAGGGGUUUGGUUAGUCGACGUUGCAAAUAGCCUUCUCCCAAAGCAAUCCUACAUGCAGAAAAACCUCCAUUAAAGUGCCUUGCUCAAAGAUACAGCGCCGAUCGAGCAGGAUUUUACUUGCAGAAACUCUGGUUUCUGGUUGCACCAAACUUGGGAAUGAAUUUGCAACCUGACUAGUUGUGCACACAUUACAACCACUGUUCAACAGCUUCAUCCAGCCUCAGGGACUAAGGGAAAUACACCUGUGUCAAUUUUUCUUGAACAAACCAGUCUUCUUGUCUUUUACUUUCCCUCCUUCGCCUUUUAUUACCGUUCUCCCAGUAUUGCAGUAAUCAAUGCACAAGGCUCAGAAUGAGUCGUCAAGUAUGUUGGUAUAAUAAUGAUGUGUUUUUAUAAAUGCAAAGAUUAAACUGAUGUAUUGACUACCUACUUUGAAAGGUAUUGCUGAAAGUUGAAGAAACCUGUCGGUUAGACAUUCCACAUGUGGAAAAUGCACGGCCCUGUGUUUUCAUGUUUGUUUUUGUUUCUCUUUGCCAAAAUGACAAUGUUUAGCUUGUCUGCCGUUCCAGGUUUACCAUUUAAACCAAAGACCUCAUCUUUUCAUUGCUGUGGGCACCGUAAAUAUAUAUAUUGUGUCAUGCUCUUUGUGUUCAUUCUAGCAGUUCCCGUUCUCCAGCCUUUUUUAUAUUCCAGAACAAACUUUAGUUUUCGUUUUCUGAGGGAAAUCUCUGAAUUUCAGGCCAACCUGUGUGUUUCUCACUGGACCUCAGACUGAGUGUUUUCAGUCCUGUUGCACUGAACUAACUCCCGCAUCACCCGAUCUGACGCCACCCAGGACCCAGUAAAUGUGUAGCAAGAUGACAAUGUUUUUGUUUUGUUAAAUACAUCUUUUUUUGUAUUUUGCACUGAACCAUUCUGUGCUAAUUUGUGCAAUACUGCUGUAAAUAAAGCCGCUUUUUUCAUCUUUCUAAA
Messenger RNA from Danio aesculapii, 7076 nucleotides. RefSeq names its product BCL2 like 11 (gene bcl2l11). The record is from RefSeq and is a predicted model, not a curated record. Lineage: Eukaryota; Metazoa; Chordata; Actinopteri; Cypriniformes; Danionidae. The coding region runs from base 264 to 791 and encodes 175 amino acids. The transcript has 4 exons.